GCUUUAUACUAAUUGUGAAGGAGACAAGGAGAAAGCAUCAUAGAAAAGAAGCAGAUUUGGAAUUUGUCACAGAGUCGUCUUCUUUUUUAGUAAAGACCCAGUCAGCAUUAUGAAUCGAGAUCAUUUUCUGUAAAAAAAUUGGGAAUUCCAUGCUUGAGGUGCCACCAAGUCAGCAAAUGCAAGAUUUGUUUCUUUAAUUCAAACUCUGGCUGUACCUGGUAAUGAGCUUCUCAUUCUGUUCUAAUCUCAUAUAAUUGGCCUAAAAGUAAUCUUCCAACAAUGGCGACACCGGCCGUAUCAUUUCCAUUGAUGUUGCUUGUGAGACUUGGAGGAAUAACUGUGGCGUUGCUGGUGCUUAUUUGGGUGAUGCACUUCCGCGGAGGCAUGGCCUUGAUCUCUGAGGACAAGAAUCUCAUUUUUAAUGUUCAUCCAACAUUGAUGCUCAUUGGAUUCAUACUGCUCAGUGGUGAAGGCAUGUUAGCAUACAAGACAGUUCCAGGAACCAAAAGUUAUAAAAAAGCUGCGCAUCUUGUUCUGCAAGCCGUUGCAUUUAUCAUGGCCAUUAUAGGAAUUUGGGCAGCUUACAAGUUUCAUAUUGAUAAAGGAAUUGACAAUUUUUACAGUUUACAUUCAUGGCUUGGUGUGGCUUGUGUCAUAUUAUUUGCUAUCCAGUGGGCUGUUGGCUUUGCAACAUUUUGGUACCCAGGUGGUAGUAGAAAUGCCAGAGCUACCUUGUUGCCAUGGCAUGCAUUUCUUGGGCUUUACAUUUAUGGAUUAGCUGUGGCAACUGCUGAAACAGGGCUCUUAGAGAAGCUUACUUUUCUGCAAGGAAGUAAUAUAAUUGCUAGAUACUCAUCAGAGGCUAUAUUGGUAAAUUGCUUAGGACUAGUAUUGGCUCUGCUCAGUGGUUGCGUAAUUCUAUCCACAAUUUCACCCACAAAUGGUAAGCGUGAUGUCUUGAAGCAAGGUGAUGUGUUGAGGACAACAGAUCGAUUGACUGGCCACACAAGUUAGGCAAAAAUUCCAGUUUUAUUGCAACCAUGCAUGUUUAGGAAACAAUAAAAGAUAAAUGUUUCUUUGUAUAUGGUGCCAUUAAUAUUCUUAAUAAUUUUUCCAUAUUUGAUUUGUUUUUCCUAUAUUAGUCAGAGUUAAAAAAUGGAUUAGUUCAAUAA
Molecule: messenger RNA, 1172 nt
Organism: Cryptomeria japonica (Japanese cedar)
Lineage: Eukaryota; Viridiplantae; Streptophyta; Pinopsida; Cupressales; Cupressaceae
Product: transmembrane ascorbate ferrireductase 2
Exons: 4
Coding region: 280-1014 (244 amino acids)
Molecular function (GO): oxidoreductase activity
Source: RefSeq, a predicted model, not a curated record